This is a messenger RNA of Penicillium canescens, 1386 nucleotides long. Its product is annotated as tRNA-dihydrouridine(20) synthase (NAD(+)). The coding region runs from base 1 to 1386 and encodes 461 amino acids. Gene Ontology annotation, cellular component: cytoplasm. Lineage: Eukaryota; Fungi; Ascomycota; Eurotiomycetes; Eurotiales; Aspergillaceae. The record is from RefSeq and is a predicted model, not a curated record. The transcript has a single exon. Gene Ontology annotation, molecular function: tRNA dihydrouridine synthase activity; flavin adenine dinucleotide binding. Gene Ontology annotation, biological process: tRNA dihydrouridine synthesis.
AUGACCAACGCAAUCUCCCCGGCCACAGUGGCCCGCGUGCCCAUCCCCGCCAACGGCGUCGACUACCGCAACAAGAUCGUCCUAGCACCUAUGGUGCGCUCCGGCGAACUCCCCUCGCGCCUCCUCGCCCUAAAAUACGGCGCAGACCUAGUCUGGGGUCCAGAGACAAUCGACCGGUCCCUAAUCGGCGCCGAGAGACGCAUCAACCCUCGCAACGGGACGAUCGAAUUCACGCGCAUGCCAUCAAACGGUGGCCGCCCAGACAAACCAACCAAAGCCUCAAUAAUUUACCGCAUCGAUCGAGCCCGCGAAUCCGGCCGUCUAAUCUUCCAAAUGGGAACCGCAAACCCAGACCUAGCCGUCCAAGCUGCCCGCGUUGUGGCUGCUGACGUCGACGGCAUAGACGUCAACUCGGGCUGUCCCAAACCAUUUAGCACAUCCGGCGGCAUGGGCGCCGCCCUCCUCCGCACGCCGGACCUCCUCGUCUCGAUCCUCGAAGCCCUCGUCAAGGAAGUAGGCGAGCCCUUUAAAAUCGGCAUCUCAGUUAAAAUUCGCAUCCUCUCCGAACCUGACGCAACCCGCGCUCUCGUCUCCCGUCUCGUUAGAACUGGCAUCACAGGUCUGACUGUCCACUGCCGUACAACACCAAUGCGACCCCGCGAGCGCGCAAUCCGCGAUCAACUCCGCAUGGUAGCGGAAAUCUGCCACGAAGCCGGCGUGGCAUGUGUCAUGAAUGGCGACGUCACGUCGCGCGAUGAGGGACUCGCGCUUAUGACCGAGUACGGCGUUGACGGAGCGAUGAUUGCUACAUCAGCCGAGACGAAUUCGUCUUGUUUCCGUGCUGAGGCGGAUGGCGGUGUUGCGCCCUGGAGAGAGGUCGUCUAUGAGUAUCUCAAGUUCUGUUUGGAGGUUGAGAACCGGCUUGGGAAUACGAAGUAUCUUAUGAAUAUGUUGAUUCCUGGGAAGAAUAAGGAAUUCAAGGAGGCUAAGCAGUGCAAGACUUAUCUUGAUAUCUGUCGGAAUUUGGGUUUCGAUGAUUUGGUUCCAGCUGCUAUGCGUGUUGAUGAGAUUCUGGAUCUCUCGCAGAAGUGGGAGUCUGUGCCUGCCUCUGCCCCUGCCUCUGCGCAUGUGAAUGCUGAGGCCCCUGAGGGGAAGUCCAAGGCGGUGCAACAGGCUAUGGAGUCGGAGGCUGCUCGCGCUGCUGGUUGUGGUGCUGCUCGGUCAAAGGCUGCCCCGGCUGUGCCUAAUGGCUGUGGUCCUAUUCGUAGGACUUCUGUGCCAGAGCAAAAGGCCAAGGUUGAUGCUGCGCAGCCGGCUGCUGAUGCCACUGUUCCUCCGGUGGAGGCUCAGACUCAGGCUCAAAGUCAGCCCCAGGUGACCGUUUAA